Cladocopium goreaui is the source of this 1948-nucleotide messenger RNA. The record is from the annotation of a GenBank genome assembly. NCBI's taxonomy places the organism in Eukaryota, Dinophyceae, Suessiales, Symbiodiniaceae.
CACCUUUCCAGCUUUUUUGUUGUCGGCCUAGAAGAGGCCUGGGCGGCCCAGGGGUCUUCCCAUGGCUUGGCAGAUGCAGCCGCAAAUGCAGCAGAUGCCGCAGAUGCAGGCAAUGCAGCAGCCAAUGCAGCAGAUGCACAACCAGCAGAUGCAGCAUCAGCAGAAUCAGCAGCACCAGCAGCAUCAGCAGAUGCAGCAACAGCAACAGCGGCAGCAGAUGCAGCAACAGCAACAACGGCCGCAGAUGCAGCAUCAGCAGCAUCAGCAGCAUCAACAACAUCAACAGAUGCAGCAUCAGCAAAUGCAACAGCCUCAAAUGCAGCAUCAACAGAUGCAGGCAUCGAAAGGCAUGGGUCAAGCUGGCAAAGGAAGCAAAGGAAAAGAUGGAAAGGGCAUGCGCCCUCCUGCCCACCAGGUCAGACCGCAGAGCCUGGCCCUAUCUCCAUCGGCAUCGGCUCCAUCUGCACAGGGGAUCAUGGUCUCUGGCUGCGCCAAUGAAACGGUCUCAAACAUAAUCAAAGGCUCCUUUUCCGUGGCUGGCAGUAACCAUGGGAAGCACAUCUACAAAAAGGACACUUCAGAUCCGAAUGUGACGGUUCUGAUUUAUUACUGGGAUGAUCGAGACGGUUCAAGCUUUAGCGGUUGGUGGAUCGGACCCAAAGUUGGCGGUGAUCAAGUGUGGUCGCACGCGGACAACAGGAGCUCCCCCACCCCACCACCUGCUGGAUGGCAUGUCCCUUGGGACGGCCCAGUGGAUCCAAGCCUCACGCUCACCUACACCCCAGCCACAGCCAGCGCCGCGCCGCCGCCGGCGCUGCCGGCGCCGGCGCCGCAGCCGGGAAAAGCGGCGGGGAAGGCAGCGGGAAAGGCUGUGGGAAAGGGUCAGGUGGUGGGAGUAAGACCCGUCAUGAAGCCGCAUGAUCUGCAGAUGGAACGAAAGAAGCCAGAAACGAUCGGCCCGGGUGGCCCUCAAAACAACCGCAUCGAGGAGCUCCGACGGAAAUCUGCGGAAGCAGAGGAAGCUCAAAGGAAGCGGCAGGAAGAGAUGAAACGGAAUCGCGAGGAGGAUCUGCAACGACGGAAGGAGAUGACCGCUGCCACCAACGUCCGCAAGGUGCUGGCGAAGGUUCGGGCAGCUCGAGCUGAUUCCUACGAUGCCUUACGCGCACAACUGGAAGAGUCGAUUGCAACGAAUCUGGAAGCCAUGGGCAGCAUCGCUUCGAAGGUGGGACAAGAGGCCGAGGAGGUCCUACAGGCUGCACAGACGCGCAUCGAUGACUUAAACGAGCAACGUGCUCAAGAAGAUCGGGAACGAGCCGAGCAGGAGAAGCAGCGAAAACACGAGGCGGAGAACUCUGUCAAGUUCGUCGAAGAGGCAAAGUCAGAUGCUCAAACGCAGCUGAAGAAAGUGCAGGAGGCAGAAGAGCUGUGCAAAAAGCUGGAGGACGAAGCUGAUCCAACCAAGCUUUUGGAGCGGACUGAGGCGGCUGAAAAGGAGGUCGCUUCAGUCCUGGGCGAGGCCAAUGAGGUCAAAGCUGCCAUCCACGAAAAGCAAAGAAGAAUGCUCACUGAUGGGAACAGCAAGAUCCGAAGAGAGCUCUCAGAGGUCAUGGGAAAACUGGGCGCGGCGCUGCGGAGCCUCAACGCUGUGCUGCACGGUUUGAAGAGCCGCCGAGAGAAGGUGGCCCGAAAGGCAGCUGCGGUGGAGAAGAUGAAUGAAAAGAAGUCGGUCUUUGCCCAGUUUGACCUGGACAAAGAUGGCAAACUGAGCAAGAAGGAGGUGGAAGCCUAUAUGAAGGCAACCAUCAACUUCGAUUUGCCACCAGCCAUCUUGGACCCCAUUGUUCAGAAGUUGGAUCCCAUCACCUAUGCCAAGUUCCGUUCACUGCAUCAGCGGCUCUACAUUGCCAAGUCCGAACUGCUGGCUCGGGAGGCAUUGGGGAUAUGA